Molecule: messenger RNA, 1242 nt
Organism: Penicillium paradoxum
Lineage: Eukaryota; Fungi; Ascomycota; Eurotiomycetes; Eurotiales; Aspergillaceae
Product: putative mitochondrial translation release factor (RF-1)
Exons: 3
Coding region: 1-1242 (413 amino acids)
Biological process (GO): translational termination
Molecular function (GO): translation release factor activity
Source: RefSeq, a predicted model, not a curated record
AUGCUGGUCAAGUCAAUAUGUCGAAAUUUGGUCGAUUUUCUGAUCGGUGCUAAUGCGAACAAAAAAGCAUCCGAUUCCGCCUUGUCUCCGGCUCUUUUAACCAGAGCUCGUUUACUCGCAGCCGAACACGCAAAACUUUCGGAACGAUUGGGAGAGUCGUUUGACGCAAAAACCGCCAAGCGAGCUGGAGAAUUGGCACCAAUUACAAAUGUCUUGAAUGAAUGGGUCAAAGCCAACGAUUCUAUUGCGGAGCUCAAAUCUCUUCUAGCUGAUCCUAGUACCGAUGCUGAACUGCGAUCUCUAGCAACAGAGGACCUCGAGAGCAGUCAUGAUGCCCUUCCAUCAAUAUCAGACCGACUGAAAAAGGCUCUCAUUCCGCGACACCCAUUUGCCGACCUACCUUGCUUGCUUGAAAUCCGACCAGGGGCAGGGGGAGAUGAAGCAGGCUUGUUUGCUUUUGAGAUGUUGCGGAUGUACAUUGCUUUUUGCUCCCGAAAGGGCCUCCGACCAACCAUUUUGAAGCAGGACACAGAGGUCGGCCCGUCGGAAGACCGUCUUUGUGAAGCAGUCAUUGAAGUUGAAGCUGAUGGGGCUUAUGAUAUCCUACGGACCGAAUCAGGGGUCCAUAGAGUGCAGAGAGUGCCCGCAACGGAGACCAAGGGUCGCACCCAUACCAGCGCAGUUAGUGUGAUGGUCCUGCCGAGUUUCCCAGAAAACGGUAGCGAGAUGGACAGUGCCUUGAACUUUGAAGAUCCAACCAGCGACUAUUAUAUUGAUCCUCAAGAGGUCCGGGUUGAAAAAAUGAGGGCCGGAGGUGCUGGGGGGCAACACGUGAACAAAACAGAGUCCGCCAUUCGACUGACACAUAUCCCUACCAAUACGGUGGUUUCCAUGCAAGAUGAACGGUCUCAGCAGGCCAAUCGGAGAAAGGCAUGGCAGAUGCUGCGGGCCAAAUUGGCUGAAGCCCGACAGGAAGCCCGCGAGCAAGAGCUUGUGCAGCUCCGAAGAGGUAUCCUGGGUGGUGUGGCCAAAAUGGGCCGAGGCGAUAAGAUUCGAACUUACAAUUUCGGUCAAAGUCGUUGCACCGACCAUCGCACCGGCCUCACAAUUCACAACCUGGAUGGCGUACUUGAUGGUGGUGAUGGAUUGGACAGUGUGAUGGAAAAUGUACGGACUUGGAUGGCUGAUCACGAAGUCGAGGCAAUGAUUGCAGAGGAUCUGCAACGUGAGAAAGGAGAAUGA